Cydia pomonella (codling moth) is the source of this 2320-nucleotide messenger RNA. Its product is annotated as MRN complex-interacting protein. The record is from RefSeq and is a predicted model, not a curated record. Bases 1489 to 2244 code for a protein of 251 amino acids. Lineage: Eukaryota; Metazoa; Arthropoda; Insecta; Lepidoptera; Tortricidae. Gene Ontology annotation, cellular component: nucleus. The transcript has 2 exons. Gene Ontology annotation, molecular function: chromatin binding. Gene Ontology annotation, biological process: mitotic G2 DNA damage checkpoint signaling.
UCUACGUAACGUAUAAAAAGCCAUGUCAGAUAAACGUCCGUCCAUACAAUACAUAUGACCAUUGGCCGAGCUUUUCGACAGAGGGGUAAGCUCUUAAAUGCGUCUCCAGUUGUUAAAUCCUCCAAGAUUAUUGUAAACAAUGUGCUGAUAUUUCGUGAAACGGCCAAGAGUCGUCCGGCCCGAUAUCGGCACCGACGUCGCUUCUGAUCUUUAGCCGUCCGAAGGCAGGAUUAGCGCCCUUUAGUGUGCGCUACAGAUAGCGUUUCGUUCGCUACGGCACAAACGAUUGUCAUCUUGGCUAGGCCCUUAGAGAUCCUUUAUUCACUCCUGGUAUAUAUUUUCAGGCCAUGUGAGUAGGUACUUAAACCCUUUUGCGUUGACGACAUUGUUAUGGACUGCCCCAUGCCGCGCCGCCCUGCGUGCAUAUAUAAAACUACAAAAAGCUUGUUUGUAAUGUUUCUUACGGAACCCUAAAUAAACGCUUCUUCUUCCUCGCGUUGUCCCGGCAUUUUGCCACGGCUCAUGGGAGCCUGGGGUCCGCUUGACAACUACUCCCAAGAUUUGGCGUAGGCACUAGUUUUACGAAAGCGACUGCCAUCUGACCUUCCAACCCAGAGGGUAAACUAGGCCUUGUUGGGAUUAGUCCGGUUUCCUCGCGAUGUUUUCCUUCACCGAAAAGCGACUGGUAAAUAUCAAAUGAUAUAUCGUACAUAAGUUCCGAAAAACUCAUUGGUACUAGCCGGGGUUUGAAUCCGCGACCUCCGGAUUGCAAGUCGCACGCUCUUACCGCUAGGCCACCAGCGCUCUGGAACCCUAAAUAAACGCAAAAUUGUAUAAUAUGGGAUAAAUAUAAACUCUGGCAAAUCCAAUCUCUGCAUUCUCGCAAAUCUUUGGUAAAAUAGGCGCUAAAUUAAAAUUGUCUGCGAGACAACAACCUUUCGCGUCUAAAUUUUAGAAUUUAGCUAAUUUAGGUAUCCUUCCUAGGACCCUUCUCUGAUGGAAAGCUACAUAUAUUUUUUAAGCCCCCUUUUUUAGUGCCAUAACGGUAACUCUAUAAUCUAUUUAAACCCGUUGCUCCACCCAUAUUCAACCACCACUUACAGCAAAGACUUACAGGCACCGGAAACCAUGUCAGGGUACGUUCAAAUAUCCUUGCGAAAUGGCUAAUGACCGAAAUUAGGUAAAAAUGUUAUAUACAUGGUUUAGAUAUAUAAUAAACACUAGUGUAGACUGGUGAAGUUACACUUAGUAUAAAUAAUUUACCUAAUAAAAUAUUUUUUAUGCAUUCUAAAACACUUAAAUUUUUUAACAUUUUAACCAUUUCCUGAUAAUUUUUGAACGUCAUCUCCACUUUUAAUUUUGACAUUGAUUGACGUUAGAUUUAUAAUAAAUUUUAAAAACAACAAUAAAGCAGCAUUAUAUUCUACCGCGAGUACCGCGAGAAUAUUGAGUUAUUAAAUAACUUGGUACAUAAACGUUAUCCUUAUUAUGCCUCAAACCUUCCAAGUGUUGCGGUGUUACAAAUGCGAGGUGUUCCAAGUACACCCAACUAAGAAAGCUAACAAAUGGAAAUGUAAGCUAUGUAAUGUGAGAAACAAUUUUAAACGGUUUUAUGGUUUGGGCACAGGCAAAGAGUGCAGGUUACACGUCCAGAAACUAAAUGGGAUCAGAGCUGACAUCGAUGCCAAUGCCACUAGCUGUGCAUCUGAUACCAGUGGCACCAGUAAUACAACAGAAAACCCAGAACAGAAUGAAAUCUUAUACUGUUCAGUUGCCAAGAAAAGUAAAUGGCUGGAUUAUUUAGACACUGAGGAAAACUCACAUACUGAGGAAAAUGAACAAAUUUCUGACGAAACAAUGCUCCUGAACAAUACUGAGAUUGUAUUGGAAUUACCAAAAAAGUGUAAACGGAAAUCUUAUACAAGUACUAGAAUAUUGAAUAAGCCUAAAUCUGAAUGUUUUUCAGAAGAUUUUUCGCAACCCUUAACAACGUCAAAUGAUGAUAAAAAGAGUAAUAAUAUAACAACAGCCAUGGAUAGAACCAAAUCAGUUAUUUAUACCUGCACGGCUGACACAGCCCAUUAUGUACCAGAAGCUUCAAUAAUUAAUAAUUCAAAAUGGGCAAAAUUGGUAGACAACACCCAAAAUUGUGAAGAUGAAUAUAGUAAGGAUCCGAUUACAUAUAAUAUAUUCACUCUCAACCCUAUACAAGAUGAGGAACUUGAUUCAGUCCUGGAUCUGUAGUUCAAUCAGCUUUAUAGCUUGUAUUUAAGAAAUUGCCCCAAUUUUCCACAAGAUCAUUAAAGAAACAAGAGUGUCA